AUGUAGAGAAUAUUACCCUAUGCAUUUCAUGGAUUAGAUUAUUUAUAUGAGCCACAAUUGGCAAGAUUCUAUAAUCUAAUCCCUGCAUUUUAUACUUAAAAACUCGGAGAAGGAUUUUUGAAUCAAACAACUUAAGUUUAUACAUCAUUAUUACAAUCUAUUGCAGAAUAAGACAAAGAGUAUUUGAAAUAAAUUCUAGAGCCAAAGUUAUACCAUGCCACAUCGCAUUGUAUGGAUUUGUUAGAGCAAAAACAGCUGAAGUUAUAAUAUGUCGAAUAGGAUCAAUUAGAAAAUGAAGAUUAGUAAGAUCAAGAAGAAGAGGAAGAAACUUAAUAGCCUUAAUACUAGUUUAGUUUCUUUUCAAAAAAGAUUUAAAAGAAUUAGUAAUGACUUUCUCAUAUUCAUUAGAAGCAAUAAUUAACCAUAUCAUAUUUAUCAGGAGAAAGAUUAUAAAUGCAACAUCGAUGUCAGAGGUGUCUUCGGAGUGAAAAUUAACAGAAUUGAAAAUUAAAAUACUCGAUUUUUUUAGAUUCCUGCUUUUCCUGUCACUCCAAGGUAUUAAUAUUGACUUGAAAUAGGAAUUAUUUUGUAAAUGUUAAAAAUCCAUUCAGUCUUUAUGAAAACUAAAUAUUAGUUGCGAAUGUAUUAAUCCACACAAGUAAGAAAUUAAUUGCACUUGAUGAGGAAGGAAAAGUAGCUCAUGGCAAUUAUGAUAAAAAUUAAUUUUAAUAUCAUAAAUUAAGAUUAGAAUCUUAUGUACCAAAUUUUAAUUGGGUAAUCACUGAUAUAGAUGAUUAUCUCAAAGGGAAUCCUUAUUUUUGAG
Molecule: messenger RNA, 823 nt
Organism: Paramecium octaurelia
Lineage: Eukaryota; Ciliophora; Oligohymenophorea; Peniculida; Parameciidae
Source: the annotation of a GenBank genome assembly